AGGGGGUUCGGUGUUCUCUGCGCCACCGCCGGUGGUUUCGGUUCAUUACCUCCGUCGUCUCUCGCUUCUUGGUAAUCUUUGGAGAGAAGAUAGCUUUCAGGGUUAGGGCUAAGGGAUUCUGAGGGAUGGCGUCGUUUGCGGAGGCUCCGCCGGGGGAUGCGAAGGCGGGGGAGAAGAUCUUCAAGACGAAGUGCGCUCAGUGCCAUACCGUCGACAAGGGUGCCGGCCAUAAGCAAGGUCCCAAUUUGAACGGGCUGUUUGGAAGGCAGUCUGGCACUGCGCCUGGUUACUCAUAUUCUGCUGCUAACAAGAAUAUGGCUGUCAUGUGGGAUGAGUCAACCUUGUAUGAUUACUUACUCAAUCCAAAGAAGUUCUCGGAAUUGCACCAGUUCAUCCCUGGGACGAAAAUGGUUUUCCCUGGUUUGAAGAAACCUCAGGAACGAGCCGAUCUGAUCGCAUAUCUAAAGCAAGCCGCUUCCUGAUUUAGCCUCAGUAGUUUCCUACUUUGCAUUCAGCGGGCAAAAAUAUUUUGAAUGUUGAGAAACUAUUUUUUCGCAAUAGACGCCCUGUGGUACGUGCAUACUCUCCAAGUGGCGUUGGGCUGCCCCAUCCUUUGAUGCAUGUUUCCUGAACUCGUAUGCUUUUAUCUUCAUCGUAUGUUCAAGGACUCCUGUUGUCACACAUCUGAAGGAACUUUGAAUGUUUCUAAAUCCUUUAACGUUGAGAACUGCAAUGUUUUAUUAUGUAGUAGCUGAUAAUAAACAAGGAAAGAGUUAUGCA
Molecule: messenger RNA, 780 nt
Organism: Nymphaea colorata (pocket water lily)
Lineage: Eukaryota; Viridiplantae; Streptophyta; Magnoliopsida; Nymphaeales; Nymphaeaceae
Product: cytochrome c
Exons: 3
Coding region: 126-482 (118 amino acids)
Biological process (GO): mitochondrial electron transport, ubiquinol to cytochrome c; mitochondrial electron transport, cytochrome c to oxygen
Cellular component (GO): mitochondrial intermembrane space
Molecular function (GO): heme binding; electron transfer activity
Source: RefSeq, a predicted model, not a curated record